Molecule: messenger RNA, 1014 nt
Organism: Rotaria sordida
Lineage: Eukaryota; Metazoa; Rotifera; Eurotatoria; Philodinida; Philodinidae
Source: the annotation of a GenBank genome assembly
AUGGGUGACUACUCGAAAGCACUUGAAUUUUACGAAAAAUCACUUAAAAUAACAAAAAAAACUCUGCCUUCGAAUCAUCCUGAAUUGGCUACUUCCUACAACGACAUCGGUCUAGUGUAUAACAACAUGGGUGACUACUCGAAAGCACUUGAGUUUUACGAAAAAUCACAUAAAAUAAGAGAAAAAGCUCUGCCUUCGAAUCAUCCCAAUUUGGCUAGUUCCUACAACAACAUCGGUGGAGUGUAUGACAACAUGGGUGACUAUUCGAAAGCACUUGAAUUUUACGAAAAAUCACUUAAAAUAAGAGAAAAAGCUCUGCCUUCGAAUCAUUCCGAUUUGGCUACUUCCUACAACAACAUCGGUCUAGUGUAUAACAACAUGGGUGACUACUCGAAAGCACUUGAAUUUUACGAAAAAUCACUUAAAAUAAGAGAAAAAGCUCUACCUUCGAAUCAUCCCGAUUUGGCUACUUCCUACAACAACAUCGGUCUAGUGUAUAACAACAUGGGUGACUACUCGAAAGCACUUGAAUUUUACGAAAAAGCACAUCAAAUAAAAGAAAAAGCUCUGCCUCAGAAUCAUCCCUCAUUGGCUAAUUCCUACAACAACAUCGGUCUAGUGUAUAACAACAUGGGUGACUACUCGAAAGCACUUGAAUUUUACGAAAAAGAUCUCGAAAUCGCGAAAAAAGCUCUGCCUCCGAAUCAUCCCGAUUUGGCUACUUCCUACAACAAUAUCGGUGGAGUGUAUGACAACAUGGGUGACUAUUCGAAAGCACUUGAAUUUUACGAAAAAUCACAUAAAAUAAGAGAAAAAGCUCUGCCUUCGAAUCAUCCCGAUUUGGCUUAUCCCUACAACAACAUUGGUAUGGCGUAUUCCGGCAAGGGAGACUACUCGAAAGCACUCUCAUUCUUAGAAAAGGCACUUAUUAUCUUCCAAAAAUCACUUCCACCUAACCAUCCUAAUAUUAUAACGGUCACAAACUCAAUUGACAAUGUAAAAAAGAAAAUGUAA